Molecule: messenger RNA, 945 nt
Organism: Hermetia illucens (black soldier fly)
Lineage: Eukaryota; Metazoa; Arthropoda; Insecta; Diptera; Stratiomyidae
Exons: 5
Coding region: 92-820 (242 amino acids)
Source: RefSeq, a predicted model, not a curated record
UAAAAAUUUAUCAAAGGUAGCCUAUAAUCCCUGACAAUUCAAAAAUAUUGCAUUAUUCUGAAGUGUGAUUUAGGUUCUUCUCUGUUGUACAAUGCGACCAAGAGUUUACCCACCUCAACCCCAUUACAUACCAGGUUAUACUGGACAUUGCCCCAAAUAUGAUUUAAUUCAAAACAAGCAAGGAAGACCCCAUCAACGUUAUCUCGAGUGCAAACCAGCUCAAUUAGAAAAAGUUAAAAACGAGGAUCACUUGGACGAAAAGGAACACGGGCUAACUUUAAAGGAGAUCGACUUCGUCGUAGCACAUGAACGUGAACCAAACUAUACGCAUCGUAGUGCUCCAAAAGCUGAAGAGUUUUCGUCCUUUUUAAACAACCAACUUGGAAGUAAAUUGUCAUCGCAAUUUCAGGAAUCAGUUGCUUCCCGACAGAAGCAAAUCAGAGACGAAUUGCUGGAAGAGCGCUUAGCAAAACGGAUAGAGACCCUUAAUAAAAGUUCAAGCGUGGUUAAACCGAAACAAUGUAAUGUAGACCUGAGUUGUCACCGUCGCAUUUAUAAAACGAGAGACAUGUUCAAGGAGUUCAAAGUUUCGGAGGCAACUCCAGACGAAAGGAAAAUAGAGCUAGAAUUGUGUAAAUACCAACCUGGUAGUCCAAAUGACGCAUUUGCUAAAGAAAGAAGUGCCAUUUUCGAUAUUUACAAGAAAGAUUCUGGUUUAAUACCCAAUUAUGCCGGCCAUGUUCCUGGAUCUGAUUUUAGAUUUGGUAAAACUUUCGGAUAUGAUUCUUUCAAUGCGAAACAAUGGCUAAGAAAGUCGUAAGAAGUGUAACCUUCAAUUAUCGUGUUUGAAUUCAGUGAAACUUGCAUCUCACAAUUUUGAAUAAUAAUUCUAAAAUUUAUAGUUGACUUGCUUUUUUUUAAAAUAAAUAUACACCGAAAUUACAA